Messenger RNA from Cryptomeria japonica (Japanese cedar), 1320 nucleotides. RefSeq lists its product as uncharacterized. The record is from RefSeq and is a predicted model, not a curated record. The transcript is spliced from 3 exons. NCBI's taxonomy places the organism in Eukaryota, Viridiplantae, Streptophyta, Pinopsida, Cupressales, Cupressaceae. The coding region runs from base 1 to 1320 and encodes 439 amino acids.
AUGCCACGUCAAAAAGACUUUGCGUGGACACAUUGCACAGCAGUUCCUGGUAGCACGAAGGUCAAGUGCAAUUGGUCUCUAGAAGAGAUCAGUGGUGGAAUUUAUCGUUUCGAAUGGCAUUUGUCCAAAGAACGAGGAAAUAACACUGUGAUAUGCAAGGCAUGCCCUGCAGAUGUCUCGUAUCAGGCAAAGCAAUCUCUUGACGGGAUUGCUGAGAGUAAGGCCAAAAAGGCAAGAAUUGGGGUUGAACUAGGUUCUAGUUCUGCAGAUCCCAGGACGAACCAUUUGGGUGAGGAGGAUGGUGAAGAUGGGAGUUUCAGGGAAUCUGGGUUGACACAUAAUUCUAUAGCACGUGGACCAAACACAGGUGGAGGAAACACUAAUGCUUUCUUCCAACCUCGUACCACACCAGGAUCACAAGCCACUUUGGAGAGUACAGGAUGGAGGAAAACUGUUGGUAUGCUGAAAGAUGCAGUAGAGGAUGUUCAAGAUGUUGUUAAACAACAUCGAUUGCAGUGGGCUAGAACUGGUUGCAGCAUCAUGUCAGAUGGUUGGACAGAUAGAAGGAACCGAACUCUCAUUAACUUCCUUGUCUCUUGGCCACAAAAUGUGGUUCAAUUUUUCACAGACAAUGCUGCUGCUUGUGUUGCUGCAGGGAGACUUCUGAUAGAUAAAUAUCCUUCCAUGUUUUUUAUACCAUGUGCAGCACAUUGCCUUGAUCUAAACCUAGAGGACAUUGGAAAAAUUGAAUGGGUUAAGGCGGCAUUUCAGAAAGCUCACAAGGUUACCAAAUUUAUUUAUAAUCACACAAGGGUUUUGGCUAUAAUGCGCUCUUUCACAGGAGGCAAGGAGCUAGUUCGACCAGGAGUGACAAGAUUUGCAACAUAUUUCCUUGCAUUACAAACAUUAUGUGAACAAAAAGGUAAUUUGAGGCGAAUGUUUGUUUCAGCUGAGUGGAUGGAGUCUGGUUUCACAACUCAAGCAAAUGGCAUAGCAGUGGCAAAGUAUAUGUAUUCUACCACAUUUUGGGAAUCUAUUGAACAAAUUGUAGAAUUUUCAGAGCCUUUAGUAGAAGUCUUGAGACUAGUGGAUGGAGAGAACCCCCCCAUGGGAUAUGUGUAUGAGGCCAUGGAUAGGGCCAAGGAGGUGAUAAAGAGUAAGCUGGAAAAUAACAGGGAUAAGUAUAUGCCGUUGUGGGAUAUAAUUGAUAGGAGAUGGGAUGGACAAAUGCACACUCCUCUCCAUGCUGCAGGAUAUUUUCUCAAUCCUCUGUUAUUCUAUAAGACUGACUUCCUGGAAAUUGAUGCUGAGGUCAAAUGA